AUGGCGUGGCUGGCUGUUCGAGAUACGGAUGCCAAGCGUGCCCGCGGGGGUAGUCCUAAUUCUUUUGCUUUGUGCAUAAGGGAUUUGGACCAACUUCAGCAGCCUCCUAAUAACUUAGUAAUCGACAAGGACUCCGAGGUUUACAAGAUGCUGCAGGAGAAUCAAGAGUCCAACGAGCCGCCCCGCCAAUCCACCUCGUUCCUGGUUUUACAAGAAAUUUUAGAAACUGGAGAAAAAGAUCCUGACAAGCCUUCUGGAUUUAGAAGCGUCAAAGCCCCAACCACCAAAGUAGCAGCAUCCAUUGGAAAUGCCCAGAAGCUGCCCGUUUGUGAUAAGUGCGGCUCCGGCAUUGUAGGUGCGUUCGUAAAGCUCCGGGACAAAGCCCGCCACCCCGAAUGCUACGUAUGCAGCGACUGUGGAGCCAACCUCAAGCAAAAAGGGCACUUCUUCGUGGAGGACCGCAUCUACUGUGAGAAGCACGCCCGGGAACGGGUCACGCCGCCCGAGGGAUAUGACGUGGUCACGGUAUUUCCACAGUGAAUCGGGUGGCUCCCCACUGACAUAUGCCAAAGCGCCAUUGCCUCCCACCUCUCAGUCCCUCAAGCCACAAAAAUACUCAGCAAGGCUUCUGCAGCGGACCUUUUUUUUGGGGGGGGGGGGGCGCUGCUGCCAGGCCACUGUGAUCGUGCAACAUGUGCGGUUUUUUUAGAGAGAGAAACAUGGCAGAUCUAACUGAAUUCCCUCCUUUUUUUUAAUGAUCGCCGCUCCUCCCGCGGCCUCUCCGUGUCAGCUGUCGAAUGCCCCAUCGGUCUGCAAAGCCAAACCGCAACACC
Molecule: messenger RNA, 833 nt
Organism: Gekko japonicus
Lineage: Eukaryota; Metazoa; Chordata; Lepidosauria; Squamata; Gekkonidae
Product: PDZ and LIM domain protein 1-like
Exons: 4
Coding region: 1-540 (179 amino acids)
Biological process (GO): actin cytoskeleton organization; muscle structure development; heart development
Cellular component (GO): stress fiber; filamentous actin; adherens junction
Molecular function (GO): muscle alpha-actinin binding; actin binding
Source: RefSeq, a predicted model, not a curated record